CUUCAAACCAGCGCGUGCCUUCACUCUCUCCACCUGCUUUCAAAUUUGCUUUCACACCUUCAACUCCCACACAAAAAGAAGAUCGAGUUAAAAAAACAAGGUCAGCAACCAAAAAAACCACUUUAACAGCAUAUAAGAAACCUGUUUCUUUUCUGUGUCCUCAUUUCCCUUCCCUUCCAUCCCUCUCCCUUGUACAAAAGCUGUGUCCUUUACCACAAAACCAACCCACAUUCCACAUUCCCAUGCAAAAACUCCAUCUGGGUCAUCCCCACUCUCCGUCAAUGGACACCACACCCUCUUCCACACCUUUCCAGGACCUUACAGAAGCUUCUCCAAAGCCUUCAAAGAGAACAACAUUCACCUCCUUCAUGACAGCCCCCUCUUUCAAAGAAGACACCUACUUCGUCUCCCACCUCAAACCCUCCGAGAAAAAGGCCCUUCAAGACCUCAGGGACAAACUCCUCGCCUCCUCGGACUCCUCCAACCCCGUUUCGAUGUGGGGCGUGCCCCUGGUCGACGGCGGCGACAGAGGCGACGUGCUUCUCCUGAAGUUCCUCCGAGCGAGGGACUUCAGGGUCCACGACGCCCUUAACAUGCUCCUCAAGUGCCUCGCGUGGAGGACCGAGUUCGGAGCUGACAACAUUGUGGAGGAGGAACUGGGAUUCAAGGAGCUCGAAGGAGUGGUGGCAUACACUCACGGGUACGAUAGAGAGGGGCACCCUGUUUGCUACAAUGCCUAUGGGGUGUUCAAGGAUAAGGAGAUGUAUGAGAGAGUGUUCGGGGAUGAGGAGAAGCUGAAGAGGUUCUUAAGGUGGAGGGUUCAGGUUCUGGAGAGAGGGGUUAAGAUGCUUCACUUCAAACCCGGUGGGGUCAACUCGCUCAUUCAGGUCACUGACCUCAAGGACAUGCCCAAGAGAGAACUCAGGGUCGCUUCUAACCAGAUACUCUCUCUCUUCCAAGAUAACUAUCCUGAAAUGGUAGCUCGCAAGAUUUUCAUCAAUGUGCCAUGGUACUUCAGCUUGUUGUAUUCAAUGUUCAGUCCGUUUCUGACCCAAAGAACCAAGAGCAAGUUUUUGAUCUCUAAGGAGGGAAAUGCUGCAGAGACACUCUACAAAUUUAUAAGGCCCGAGAAUAUUCCUGUUCGGUAUGGUGGAUUGAGUCGAUCCAGCGAUUUGGAAAAUGGUCCCCCAAAACCUGCUUCUGAGUUCACAGUUAAAGGGGGAGAGAAAGUGAACAUACAAAUAGAAGGAAUUGAGAGUGGUGCAACAAUUACAUGGGAUAUAGUGGUGGGAGGCUGGGACCUGGAAUACAGUGCUGAAUUUGUCCCAAUUGCAGAAGGUAGCUACACCUUAGCAGUUGAUGAGGCAAGGAAGAUUAUGGCCACAGAAGAAGCAAUCCACAACUCUUUCACAUCAAAAGAAGCUGGCAAAAUGGUACUCUCUGUUGAUAACUCUGCCUCAAGGAAGAAAAAAGUUGCUGCUUAUCGCUAUUUUGUGCGCAAAUGCAACAACACAUCAUCUUCAGAGCUUCAAUUAAGCCCCAAAUAAUUGUACCAACUACACAAAAUGUAAUCUUUUACUGAUGCAGUUAAUGAAUUCUCUAAGUUUUUAACUCUUUUGGGUUAUGAUUCUGUACUUGGUGGAGCCAAGUUAAAGGUGUUAACUUAGUAUUGUAUUAGUAUAAUGUAAAAAGAAUGGAAGAAACGUGGUAGAGCAUGAUGAUUUGGUACAUAAGAAAAAGCAAGUUGGUUUGCUUAUACAAUUUUAGUAUUUGGUCGUGA
Molecule: messenger RNA, 1780 nt
Organism: Vigna angularis (adzuki bean)
Lineage: Eukaryota; Viridiplantae; Streptophyta; Magnoliopsida; Fabales; Fabaceae
Product: patellin-6
Exons: 4
Coding region: 243-1547 (434 amino acids)
Molecular function (GO): lipid binding
Source: RefSeq, a predicted model, not a curated record